CCCCCCCCGGACAGCCUCCACGCCCGGCCUCUUCCUGCUGCCAUCGUGCAAGACACACGCCAAGGAUCUGGUCUUGAUCCCAGUCCUGCAUCGGAAUCCAAGCCGGAUCAAUCCCGCCCUCCAUCCAAUCGUCUGACCGCUGGCCUUCGUCCGUUGAGCCUCUCUGACACGGUUUCAUGUCCCAACAUCCGCCGCUCCACCUCCCGUCAAGCCAAAGCCACAGAGCCAGCACCAACCCCCCGCCGCUCUCCUCCAUUUCGACGGCAGGAACACCCUCGAUGGUCUCGCACAGCCCGUCCUAUUAUUCUGGCUCGGCCCGCUCAAACACCCUGCCGCAUUUGCAGUCGCCCACCCUCCCGUCGGGCCUCCCUCCAAUGUCGGGGCCGCAUCUUUCGCAUCCAAACGGGACGACCAUGGGCUACAUGGCUUACGGCCCCAUGUCGCAGUCGCUCUCGAGCGCCUCAAAGUCGCAUCAUCGUGAUCAGCCACCCCACCAUUUCCGGGCCCUGUCAUCCAGCUCUCAGCCCCAGAUGCACCCGCAUGAUCGAGCCCCAUACGGCCAUGACCGUGCCCCGUAUAGCCGUCCAUCCUUGGAGCCCUAUUCAAGCAGCGCUCAUAGAGAGCCGCCGGCGCACCACGCCAUUUCGAGUCGACAUCUGCCAGACCCUCUCUCUGGACCGCCCUCUUCGCACCCGGCCACGAUGAGUCAUUCCAUCAUCCACUCGCGCGAUGUCGAGCCCGACUAUGUGGCCUAUUCCCAAAGCAGCCAGCUUGACAACUUUGAGCGGGGAUCCCGUUUGCGCCAUGAUCGCUCACCCCACCAUGCCCUGCCGCUUCCGAGCCAACACUCCUAUUCAGCCGGAGCACACCACCGCCUCCCCGACCGAGACUGGGACCACGGUCGCCGAGAAUUGCCGCGCCCUUGGGAUUACCGGACCGAACCCCUCGACAAGGACCGAGACCGCAUCAUGGAGCGGGACUGGGACCACGAAGGCGACCAUCUGCACCGGUCCCGCGAUCUGGAACGAGAACGAGAGCGAGAACGACAACGUAUGCUAGAAAGAGACCCUCGUGACGAACGAGAGUACGAUCGCGGACACCACGAACGAGAGCGAGAACACCAUGAAAGGGAAGGCGAGAGGGAAAGGGAACGAGAGAGGGAGCGGAUUGAGGAGCGCGAAAGAGAGCGAGAAAGAGAAAGAGAAAGAGAACGGGAGCGGGGAAGAGAAAUUGAAGAUGCCGAAAAGGUCAUGAUCCGAGAUGAGCGUGAACGCCAAAUACGGGACCAUUACCGUGAAGCCACCGAAGCCAAGCGACGGGAAGAUCGACGGCAACGCAAGCGAGAAAGGGAGUUCGAAAAUGCCAUGGAGUACGAACACAUUGGCAGCGACCUGCACUCGGGCUAUGCUCCACUCCAGCCGCCCGACGAGCCGCAGCGAGACGGCGACUACGAUCCUGAUGUUGACCACGACAUUGAAAUCGAAAACGGAGUCGAGCCGGUUUUUAACAAAGCCGAGAAGCGUCACAAGUGGAUCAUUGACGCCUUGGAGAGAUACAAUCGCGAGUUCUUGGACAAUAAGGACAGCAUCUACCGCGACAAGAUCGAGGCCCUAAGGGCUGAGCUUCGAUGGGCCCAAGAAGGGCGACACACCGAGUUUGAGGAGCAGAUCGAGAACCUGAAGCGGCGGCGCGAUGAAUCGAUCCAGAUAGCAGAUAUCUAUCGCAAGUACCAGCUGGAUUGUGCCCAUGCUCAAUACAAGCAAGAGAUUGAAGCCACAAACAAAGAAUAUGAGGAGGAGAGACAGAACCUGAAGGAUCGCUUGCUGCAGGCGCUUGAAGAGCGAAAACGCAAGUUGAAAGAGGAUCGAGAAAGCUUUGAAUUCCAGAAUGACAUUGCCAUCGAAAGCGGAAAACAGAAUCCCCGUCUGAAACGAAACCAGGCCAAAACCGAGGAGAAGCCCACCAAGAGGAAGAAGCUGCAAGAAAAGUGCAGCAUCAACUUUUUGCUCACAGAGGCCGAAAUGGCAGAAGACCUCCUCGGUAUUCGAAAGGGCACUCCCGGUAUGAUCAUACCAACAGCGAUCGGGGUGGUGCAGCCCCAGGUCAUCCGAGCAGUCAAGGCCGGUGGCGCCAACGGUGUGUCGGGCAAGGGCAAGAAGCAAUAGCACGUUCUCUCGCCCGACAAUGCGCCUGCUGUGUCUGAGCCACCGACCGGGUUUCCUUCCAGCGAACCGCACGCCACCCACGAGCCUCCUGGCUCGUCUGAUACGAAGUCAUUGGUUGCAAAUGAGGCUGGUCCCAGGGCACGUCGAUACCUCCGAUCCUGCCAACAUCCCUGUUCUCAAGGGCGCUGCUCUGCGCCCAACUUGCCCUGUCACCAACGGCGUCGUCUCGGCUCGAUGUCUGUCGCACGCAGCCCCGGUCUGCGUUUGUUUGGCAGACGGCAGGCCGCAUGAAGCGUAUGUUGGCUCGCUGGAUCUGUCUGUCUGUCUCUUCUUCACCCUGUGUGUGCCUGCCAACAACACCUUCGCUCGCGGCGGCUCCCGAGUAAAAUUACAUUAUUCCUGUUGAUCCACC
Messenger RNA from Polychytrium aggregatum, 2577 nucleotides. RefSeq names its product Sds3-like-domain-containing protein. The coding region runs from base 177 to 2165 and encodes 662 amino acids. Gene Ontology annotation, biological process: negative regulation of transcription by RNA polymerase II. Gene Ontology annotation, cellular component: Sin3-type complex. The record is from RefSeq and is a predicted model, not a curated record. The transcript has 7 exons. Gene Ontology annotation, molecular function: histone deacetylase binding. Lineage: Eukaryota; Fungi; Chytridiomycota; Chytridiomycetes; Polychytriales.